Cutaneotrichosporon oleaginosum is the source of this 789-nucleotide messenger RNA. RefSeq lists its product as uncharacterized. The record is from RefSeq and is a predicted model, not a curated record. Lineage: Eukaryota; Fungi; Basidiomycota; Tremellomycetes; Trichosporonales; Trichosporonaceae.
GUUCCGUAGUUCACUGGUGGAUCUGCGCCCUGCGAUACCCUUCAAUGAGAUUGAUGUGGAUCCGACACCUCCCGUUACCAUGUUUCCCGAAUGCCUCGCCCGAUCAUCCUUCUACACCGCCAAGCUGCUGGCUGACUACGGAGAUCCGCACGUAGACACCAGCAGCCUUGCGUACAUCACCGCUACUGAGGCCGCGUGGAUGCCACACCUCCGUGAGAUGCGGCAUAUCUCGUACCGCGAGAGCGGUCAACGUGCAAAACUGGCCUGGGCGCAGUUUCGGUACAAUUGGCUCCGUAUCCUCCUCUAUCUCCCUCAUAUCGGGCACGAGCGCCUUGCCCCGCAGGCUUGGGCGACAAUUACGCGCGCCGUGGAGCAGAUCAUGUACUCGUACUCGGACCUGAUCAGCGUCAACCAGCUCAACCCCUCAUGGCCGCAGGUCCAGCGUCUGGUGGUCUGCGGACAGUUGCUAAUCCUCGCACACGACGCCGGUGAGCUACAUCGGCGAGAGGCGCAAACCCUUUUCCAGCUCCUGCACGAUCUACUCCUCAAGCACCAAGACACAUGGCCGAUUUGCGCUGAGCUCAUCAUCGGGUUCAAGGGAGUCACACAUGUAUUCGAUCUCAAGGUCGGGCCUGAACACUCGGUGCCGUUCCAUGCUGUUGAUGAGGUGGUGGCAGACCCUCAGGUUGACGGCUGGCCGUACGCGUUCGGCUUCGACUUUGACCUGUCGACAUUCCCGUUCUCCUAGGAGUUGUACAUGGGUUGUAUUCCGAUGCGCGGUGUAUAUGG